AGGUGGAAGGGUGUAUAAACUAAACGCAGGCUGAAUAGUAGGAGUAGAACGCAGCGAAGCGCCAUUUCCAUUGGGCGAAAGUAGGAGAGAAGAGAGGACCCAUUCAAACUAAACAAACUAAGAGCUCUCUCUCGAGUGAGUGAAAUCACAAACUACAUUCUUGCCUUAUACUCUCUCUCUCUCUCUCUCUCGUCUCUCGUCUCGUCUCGUAAUAAUAACCACCAAAAAGCCGUGCUUGCGCCUAAUGGCCCCAAAACCCUAGAUUCAAAAAUUAGGGUUCAUUUUCCUCUUCCAUUUCCCCCAUCUCUCGCGCUCCCCAUCCGCUUCCCCCAUGGAUGAUUCCGACCGGAACAAGCUCUUUCUUGGAGGGGUUUCCUGGGAGACCACCGACGACACCUUGAGACACCAUUUUUCCAAGUAUGGGACUGUGGUUAGCUCCGUGAUCGCCAAGGAUCGGAAUACCGGUAACCCCAGGGGUUUCGCUUUUGUCUCCUUCUCUGACCCUUCCGCCGUCGACACCGCCCUUCAAGACACCCAUGAAAUUCUCGGUAGAACGGUAGAGGUGAAAAGAGCCAUACCCAAAAGUGAACAGCAGCAGAAUAGGGGAUUGAAUAGGAAUGGUAGGGCUAACGGUAGGAACAAUGACCAGUUUAGGACCAAGAAGAUUUUUGUAGGGGGUUUAUCAGCUAAUCUAACUGAGGAAGAGUUCAAGAGUUAUUUCGAAAGGUUUGGUAGGAUCACAGAUGUAGUUGUGAUGCACGACAACAUGACUCAUAGGCCGCGGGGGUUUGGGUUUAUUACGUUCGAUUCCGAGGAUGCAGUUGAGGAAGUGAUGCAGAAGAAUUUCCAUGAGCUGUGUGGCAAACUGGUGGAGGUCAAGAGGGCUGUGCCGAAAGAUGGUAGUAUUAGUAAUAUUGGGUAUAACGCGAGGGUAACGAGCGGAAGCAGUUCUACCAUUGGCGAUUACCAGCACGGGAAUUAUCCGGCUUAUAGUCCUAGAUAUGGAGUUUACCCUGCUUAUGGGCCUGUUACGGGAUAUGGAAGUGCUGCUGCUGCUGGGUAUCCGUAUGGAGCUGGAAUGGUUGGAGGCGGUUUUCCUUCUGGAGCGGGAGCGUAUGGUGGAAUUGGGUAUGGUGUUGCUUCGUUUCAGCCUAGGAGUCCUUGGAAUGUCCCUGCAAUGGCUGGGCCGAGAGGAAGUCCAGUGCUUUAUGGCGGGACUGCCUUCUAUCCCGCUUAUAUGAAUGGUGGUGCCGGGGCAAUGAGCUUGUCUGCGAGCGGAUUCAAUGAAUUUUUAGGAACUGGGAUGAACGGGAAGUCUGGUCAGUUUGGCAUGGGAGUUGAAUCUCAAGGGGCAUCCGGUUCGGUGCAUUCUCAAAUUGGCAGGGGAGGUGUAGAUUUUAAUUCCUUUGGUUCUCUCGGUGCUGCUAGUAGCAAUCAGAGCCGGAGAGGUUAGUAUUUCUCCACUCUGAUGGAUUGGUGGGGGAGAGUCUUGUGGUCAUUUGUUCAGG
This is a messenger RNA of Ipomoea triloba (trilobed morning glory), 1508 nucleotides long. RefSeq names its product heterogeneous nuclear ribonucleoprotein 1-like. The record is from RefSeq and is a predicted model, not a curated record. Gene Ontology annotation, molecular function: RNA binding. The transcript is spliced from 3 exons. NCBI's taxonomy places the organism in Eukaryota, Viridiplantae, Streptophyta, Magnoliopsida, Solanales, Convolvulaceae. Bases 332 to 1453 code for a protein of 373 amino acids.